AUGAUAGCGAACCGCAACUUAUGGGCAGCGACGCGUCGCGGUUUGAACUUUGCCAGACUUUUGCAUGUAAAAACGGUCUCCACACCCAAUGAUAAUGCUCUCAAGUUCGUGUCUUCGGAUGGUGAGCUUCUCCAGGAUCGCGGGAAGCCAAGCGUGGAGAUCAAAAACACAGAUGAAUCUCUUAUCAAGCACUCUCCGCUUGCACAAAGAAUCUUCACCCAGUGCUCUGGCGUGGAAUCAAUGAUGAUCGGCGACGACUUUGUCACUAUUAAUAAAGACGAAAUGGUUCACUGGAGCCAGAUAACGGGCGACAUGAUCGACCUUUUGACACAGUAUUUGGCAUCAGGCAAGGAGGCAGUUUCCCCCGAGUUUUUCAGCGUCCAAGAACAAGGAGUUGGUUACGACGUCAACUUGCCGAAAUAUGAGUAUAAUGAAGACCAGCAAGAAAUCAGCGACAUGAUCGAGGAGCUGAUACAAACGCGUAUUCGGCCAGCAGUUAUGGACGAUGGUGGCGAUAUUCAGUACCGCGGGUACGACCCAGAGACCGGAACCGUGUAUUUAAAGCUGCAAGGAGCCUGCAAGUCGUGCUCGUCCAGCGAAGUCACUCUGAAGCACGGCAUCGAGUCGAUGCUCAAACACUACAUCGAAGAAGUCGAAAACGUGGUCCAGAUCCUGGACCCCGAGGAGCAGAUUGCCCUCAAGGAAUUUGAAAAGCUCGAGCAGAAGCUCGACAGUCGUCAAUGA
Molecule: messenger RNA, 744 nt
Organism: Lachancea meyersii CBS 8951
Lineage: Eukaryota; Fungi; Ascomycota; Saccharomycetes; Saccharomycetales; Saccharomycetaceae
Source: the annotation of a GenBank genome assembly